AUGGGAAACCAGUUCCAUGUGGCCAUCAUCGGGGGAGGACUGGCUGGAGCUGCACUGGCCAACGCUCUUGCCCAUAUCCCCCAAGUAGAUGUCUAUGUCUUCGAAUCAGCCCCCACAUUCUCGGAACGUGGCGCGGCAGUAGGACUUACUAAGAACGCCCAGCUAGCUCUAAGCCAGAUCCUUUCUUCAAGCGCGGAUGUUGUCGCUAAAGCAGGAGGGAUGCCCAUGAACUCCUCCCGAGUUAUUUUGGUAAGGAACAUACCAUAUACCCAAGUAAGCUCGGGGCCCGAGGCGGGAACUAUCGUCUUCGACCUUGCCGCGGAUGACCAUGAAAUGAUUGUUCACCGAGCUUCUCUCCUUCGUGAACUUCUCGCCCCGUUGCCAAAAGAAGCCCUGCAUCCUAAUAAGAAACUCACAGCCAUCAACCCUAAUGAAUCCGGUUUCGAAAUAAAUUUUCAAGAUGGCAUAGUCUAUUACACGGUUCGGGAACAUAUUCUUCGGGGCAUUGUAGCAGAUGAACAACACUAUGCUUCGCCAGCCGGAUUUUGGGACUGCAGGAACGUUGUCCCAUUUGAGAAAGCAAAGUCAAUUCUAGGCGAGAAAUACUUCGACUGUGUGGUAUCAGGUAUUGAAGAAGAUCCCUCGACAAGUCGAGACAGAAAGCGCCCGCUCACACAAGAUACGCUGAGAGACUCAUUGAGUAGCUGGUUGGGUGGCCCGAUUGCAGACGGGAUGAUUAGCCUUAUCUGCGACCAACCAGGACCUCACAAGUACUCUCAAUGGGAACAUAAAUCGACCUCAACACACGUCCGCGGACGCGUUUGCCUUAUGGGCGAUGCUGCCCAUGCAACCACGCCGUGGCAGGGUUCCGGAGUAGGAUUAGCCAUUGAAGACGCGAUUGUUCUUGGGACCCUUUUCGCCAACAUCUCAUCACUAAGUGAGAUUAAUGCUGCAUUCGAAGCGUACGACCUGCUAAGGCGUCCUCGGUGUCAGCGAGUCAUCGAUUCCAGUCGUGAGACGGGUCAGAUACUCUGUGGACGGGUAGAUCUCCACGCGAAUGAGUUGAGGGGUUUACUCGCGCCAAGAUGGAAUUUCAUUUUCGAGUUGGACAUGGAAUCUCACAAGCGUGAAGCGUUAGAUAAGUUGAGGGAUAUUCAGCAGAAGUCAUAG
Molecule: messenger RNA, 1170 nt
Organism: Daldinia decipiens
Lineage: Eukaryota; Fungi; Ascomycota; Sordariomycetes; Xylariales; Hypoxylaceae
Product: salicylate hydroxylase
Exons: 5
Coding region: 1-1170 (389 amino acids)
Biological process (GO): secondary metabolite biosynthetic process
Molecular function (GO): FAD binding
Source: RefSeq, a predicted model, not a curated record